AGAAAAAGGAAACAUAUCAAGAACAGUGGAGGAAUCAGCCUCUGCGGCUCCGCUUCAAACGCUGGUCAAUUUUCCUUCGGCAGCUCCGUCGCGCCGCUAACCCCAACACAAUCAGCUGUUUGGAAGCUCAGACAACAUGGCGGAAAGCACCGGAAAAUCGCAGAGAAAAAUCCGAGCACGAUGAAGACGACGGAGUUCAUGGACAAGCAGAUCAUGGACCUCUCUCGAUCCCACUCCGACGAUUUCUAUCAGCUUUCGUACCCUCAACAAUUCGAUGACGACGACAAGGACGACGAAGAUUUCGUUUCCAGCUUUGAGUUCCGCCCCGGACGACGGGUCGUCUCGCAGGAGCCGCGUAUUUCCGCUCUCGAGCGUGGCAGUUCUGUGGACUUCCUCAACCUUGCAAAAUCCGGAAGCAAGCAUGUUGACAGGGCUUCCGAGGAUUCAGCAUUGAUUUCGGUGAUAGAACGAAAGAUGGACGAGCAUUUUGGCAAUCUGUUGCACGGGGUGGAGGGUCUCAGUGCGCGAAUUUCUCAGCUGGAGACUCGAUUACGCCGGCUGGAGAAUUCUGUUGGCGACUUGAAGGAUUCUACUGAAAUCAACCAUGGGAAGGCUGAUGGGAAACUGAGGCAACUAGAGAAUAUGCUAAGAGAGGUUGACGGUGGUAUGCAGGAUUUGAGAGAUAAACAAGAGAUAACAGAGGCUCAGUUGGAGCUUGCAAAGCUUCAAAUGUUAAAGGGUUACCAGCAAUCGGAAAACCAAACGAACAAUGUACAAACAGUUUCAGCUCCAGGAGUACUGUCCUCGACGCCUCAGCAAAGCUACCAACCGCAUUUAGUUCAGGGUCCUACCCAACAAGUUCCUUCGCUUCCUACUGAUGAUCCCCAAACUCUAUCCCAUCAGAAUUUUCCACCAGCACAGGUCCCCACCCAGUCACCUGUGCAAAAUCCACAACCCACACCUCAGAUGUACUACAGCUUUCAAGUACAGCAGUCUCAACCGCCGCCCACUGCACCGUAUCAUCUUUCUCCUCCAGCACCACAUCCUUCACUAACCUCACAAUUACAGCAGCUGCCUCAACAGCACGCUCCUUUCAAUGCUGUUGACCCACAAGCCCAGUUUUCUUUGGUUCAUAAUCCCGGAGAAACCUCCACGCCAUCUCAAAGAUAUCCUCCAAGCUUCCACAAGACCUCUAAUGCACCUGGCAUGGCUCUCCCAACCCAACAACAGCAAUAUGCGGGUUCCAUUCAGUAUACGCAUGAUCAAACCGCAAGCAAUCAGUACCCGGAGUUUUCCCCUGGCCAUAUGCAGCCAGUUCAACAUUCAUAUUUUGAUGAUUUUCGUUCCCACGGUGGAUCUCCGUCUGACAACAGCGGUCCAAACAUGAAACACUCACUAGUCUUGCCAGCCUCAUUAGACCGUUCUGGUGGAAGCAGCUCUUCGAAACUGCCAACUGCCAAGGUUUUGCCACAUGCAAUACCCAUGGCUGCUAGUGUGGAUAAGGAAUCGAGUUCCAGUGGGACUGGAAACAGAGUACCAAUUGAUAAUGUCAUUGAUAAGGUUGUAGCGAUGGGAUUCCGAAGGGACAUGGUCAGAGCAACAGUGAAGAAAAUGACUGAGAAUGGGCAGUCGGUGGACGUCAAUCUUGUGCUGGACAAGCUGAUGAACAAUGGAGAACAGCCUCAAAGUGGUGGAUUUGGCCGGUAAUACGUGGUUGCCGUUUAUACUUUGCUUCAUGAUUUAUGAGUGUGAUAUUCAACAGUAUGCUUUUAUUUCAAUUCUUUUUUCUUCUUAAUCUGCUGUUUUUCUAUGUGCUAUGUCUAAUUACCUCCAUUUUUCUUUUUUCUCUCCUUUUUUCGUAAUGUAAAUACUAAAUAGCGAGUAAAUAUGAAAUGGUUGGUGACAUUGAAAUUUGUUGUGUUGUAUUUGUGAAUGUAACUUUCACCAAACGUUUGCUUGGAUGUUUUGUAAUGGAUUUUUCACGAGGAAAUCGUUCAAACUUGGAUUGAUUUCGGUCGAUUGAGUUGAA
Messenger RNA from Pyrus x bretschneideri (Chinese white pear), 2029 nucleotides. RefSeq lists its product as uncharacterized. The coding region runs from base 181 to 1707 and encodes 508 amino acids. The record is from RefSeq and is a predicted model, not a curated record. Lineage: Eukaryota; Viridiplantae; Streptophyta; Magnoliopsida; Rosales; Rosaceae. The transcript is spliced from 3 exons.